Messenger RNA from Oncorhynchus kisutch (coho salmon), 1615 nucleotides. Its product is annotated as zinc finger protein 239-like. Lineage: Eukaryota; Metazoa; Chordata; Actinopteri; Salmoniformes; Salmonidae. Gene Ontology annotation, molecular function: DNA-binding transcription factor activity, RNA polymerase II-specific; RNA polymerase II cis-regulatory region sequence-specific DNA binding. The record is from RefSeq and is a predicted model, not a curated record. The transcript has 2 exons. Gene Ontology annotation, biological process: regulation of transcription by RNA polymerase II. The coding region runs from base 250 to 1272 and encodes 340 amino acids.
AUAAUCUAGUGGACAAAACGCUAAUUUCAAAAGCAGCAACAGUUGGUCAGACACCUCCGUAGCUUGAUAGACAAAAUAAACGAACCAAUAAAGCUCUUUAGACGCUUUAGUGUAUGUUAGCCACUGUGUUUUAAACCCACUUCUGUCGUCUAGUUAGUUAUCCGAUUUAAUGUAAUAUUUACGAUGUUAUUGGUCUGCUCAUGGCAAUUUAGAUUGCUGCUCAUUCAUUAGCCUAGCUAGCUAACAUCCAUGACCAUGAGUUCACUAAGCUACUCUCCUCCUGAUAAAGAAGAGGAGGUCUGCUGGACGGAGAAAGAGGAUAUGUGGCUGAACGUUGUCGUAAAAGAGGAGAAAGAAGAGGAGGCUGUUACCGUGAAAGAAGAAGAGAAAGACGUUUCAGUGGAAGAAGAGAAAGGCGUUUCAGUGAAAGAAGAGGAGGGGAAAGAGGAGGAUGCAGUUUUUGGAGUGAAAGAGGAGGAGGGGGAGAUGACUGUCACUUCCAGAAAGGUGGAGGAAGAAGAUGAGGGAACUGGAUAUCUGGGCCCGGUUUCCCAAACGCAUCUUAAGGCAUCCAAUGGUAACGAUGAACUUAGCCAUAAAAUGGUUUUGGGAAACCGGUCCCUGAUUAACACUAGAGAGAGACAUGACGAUCGUGGAUCCUCUGGGGAGCCUCAACAACAUCAUGAAGCUGAAGAGGCAGAGGAGAGUUUUUCUGCAUCAGAACAUCUCAAGAAACAGAAGCGGAAACGCACAGGGAAGAAACCUCACCGCUGCUCUGACUGUGGGAAGAGAUUCACCUCUUCAGCAGACCUCAAAAGACAUCAGAGAAUCCAUACAGGAGAGAAACCUUAUAGCUGUGAUCAAUGUGGGAAGAGAUUUACUGAUCUAAGCAGCCUGAAAAGACACCAGAGAAUUCACACUGGAGAGAAACCUUAUAGCUGCACUGACUGUGGGAAGCGUUUUAAUGUUCCAAGCAGCCUGAAAACACACCAAAGGAUUCACACAGGAGAGAAACCUUAUAGCUGUGAUCAAUGUGGGAAGAGUUUUGUUUCAUCUAGCCAGCUGACUGUACACCAGAGAACACACACAGGAGAGAAAUGUUAUAUCUGUGAUCAAUGUGGGAAGAGUUUUGUUUCAUCUAGCCAGCUGACUGCACACCAGAGAACACACACAGGAGAGAAAUUGUAUAGCUGUGAUCAAUGUGGGAAGAGAUACUCUGGUAAAAGAUCUCUGAUUAGACAUCAGAAAAUACAUGAAGGAGUUGUUCCAUGAUAUCAAUAAAAUGUCACAAUGUAGAAUGUCUUAACAUGGUUCUAAUGAUGUCAUAAUGUAGAACCCUAAAUGUUUGCCCCUUGAUCUAUUGAUUUCAUCAUGAUAUGGAUAUUAGCCUCAUCAAGGGAAAAAUCCAGGUUCUGAAAUGAAAGAGUACUAUUUAUGUGAUUAACAAAAAGUGUUGCGUUACACUUAUCUCAUCGGUGAUCCACUUGAAUCAAAAUGCAACACUUCAAAAUGUAGCGAGCUUACCACAAGCUGUCCUCUAACCAGUGAUGUACACAUUAAACCCAGAUUCCAUGUGGUUUUAGAGCUGUUCGUUUAAUCAGGAUGUGUAACCUCA